This is a messenger RNA of Danio rerio (zebrafish), 5007 nucleotides long. Lineage: Eukaryota; Metazoa; Chordata; Actinopteri; Cypriniformes; Danionidae. The record is from RefSeq and is a predicted model, not a curated record.
AUGAAUGAAUGGAUGUGAUCAUAUAAGGGUUAUGAAAAUCAAUCAUGUCAUAGUCGUCUCUUUAAAUUACCACUGAACCUAAAUAAAUGAUUCGCUAAUUGUCUGGUAAACAGUGAAAUAUAUAUAUUUUUUUAGAUGGGUCGAUGAAUAGAUGUGUGUCAUUUUAGUUAUAGAGACCUCUUAAGUGGUGUUGCCGGUAAUUCGGAUCAUUUCAAGUGCUCCACCAGAUCAUCAGCAGGUCACAUUACAGACGACAAAAGGAGACCAUGAGUGACUCUUCUGUUGAGCUUGAGGGUUGGGUGCGGAUGUGGGAAAAACCUGACGGUAUUUCACCGGCUGACCUCUCAUGGGUGAAGAAUGACACAGAGAGAGGGCUCUUCACCCACGUUCAGGUCUAUCAGGACAGUACUGGUGUGCUGAAGAGGCGACGGGUGAUGAAGUCCAACAGGAUGUGGUUUUACCCCCCAGAAUCUCCAGGCUACGUCAGCGAGACUGUGCCAUCACCACACCUCUUCUUUCGGGGUCGCGUCUUUGUCUGGCGGCCCGUUGGAGUGUGGAGAUACUCACUGAGGUGUCCUCGUGGUGAAGAAUGUGCUGGUAGUGGAAAAAACCUGCACCUCUAUCCGUCAGGAUACCACAAUAGGGUUUGUCAGAUCUGCGAUGUCGCCAAUUGGUAUUCAAUGCUGACGGAGGUACUGCGCUGUGGGCCGUGCACCGAGGAAGGGAGGAAGAGUGAUGGUGGCGAGGUGGGUCGUUGGUUGGCAUGGGAUCCUGCAAUACUUUGUCAGCUCAGUGAGGCUCACCAAGCCAUGUUCCCUGCAAUUCUAACUAAUGGGCGUGGUGUGGACAAGAGCGUGAUACGGCUUCUGCGGGACUGUACCGAGAUGCACACCAUGAUGAAGGUGUGCCGACAGGUUCAAGAAAACCAUACGAAGGAGUAUCUCCAAAGGAAGGAUCUGUACACCACCCUCCUGAUGACUCUGAAAAAGCCUGGUGGGAUUGUGUCAGCCUUUAAACACAAGUUUGAGGCUCCACCUCCUCAAAAAGAGCUGCCUUCUGCUCGCCUACUUCGCCAUGCAUUCCUGCUCGCAGAGGCCGGCAAUAUGCAGGACUACACGAACCAGAUUCUGUCCACUUUUGGCACAGUGGUGAAAAUGGACUCAAAAAAGGUGUCUGGGGAAGCUGAAGGCUCCGGGGAGUGGUUCACCAGCAUUGGCAAUGAGCACUCACAAAUAGUCUCAUUUGUUGUAACGUGUGACGAGUCCACUGAGUGUCUGAAGCCCAUGUGUCAGGGAAUUAUGGACCGGUUCCAGCAGGCCAGUCAACCUGUCCCGAAGAUCCUGUAUGUUGACCGUGGGUGCUGUUGUGCGCAAGGCCCAACUGCUGUGGAGAAUUUGUUCCAGACAUGGGUGGACGGUGGUAUGGUCAUCCGUUUGGACCUUUUCUAUUGGAUUCAUUGCUUUGAUGCAGCCAUUCGCACAGACAGCCACUCAAAGUACACAGUGUUCAAGUCUGCCCUUGCAGGAGCGGUGCUGGCUUACAACCGUGCAGACUUACAGCUGCUCAUCAAGGCUGUCAGAGCUCAGGACCUGAAGGCUUUUGACAGCGUAGCUGAUGAAGACAUGGUGCGGCUGUAUGUUUCGAGAGAGCAGCUGAAGCACCAUGUUCGGAGAGUCACUCUUGGGGCUCAGGAGACCUUUCAGCUCAUUCAGAGGGCCAUAGAUGAGCUCAAGGGUCCUGCUGGGAUGGACCAGAGUGGAGUCAGUCUCUUUAAAUCAACAGAAGCAAUAGAUGGCGUGUGGGAAGCGCAGCAACGACACCUUGAGUGCAUACAGGAUCCGCCAGAGAUGAGCAUGUACAGAGUGGCUGGUACCGCCAACAUCAAUGGGGUGGACGUUCCAUACUAUAAGUGUCUCCGUGGAAACAACAGUCUGGAGGGGUUCUAUAAAUCUCUGCCUCACAUGAUCCCAGGGUCUCGCUCUACACGCGCUCUCAAUGUUGUUGUCUGGUCACCCAAAGAGAGUCCAAGACCACUACUUGUUACUGUAAAGGACUCUUCAAGCCCCCACUGUGCCGCACAUCCAUUUCAUGUGCACCUCAUCAGCAGAAUCGCUCGCUGGAACUCAGAACAGAGUCCUCACACAGUGUUUGGUGUCAAACACCAAACGCACAGAUCCUACUCUGGGCCUCUGAUUGAACGUCUCAACACCCGAUGCCAGCAGUUGUUUGGAGAAAAUGUGGAGGAGAAUAUCCAUGUCCCCGCUGCUGUGACGUCAAACGAGCGGCUCGGUUUGGAUUAUCUAUUCAGCCAAAGCACGGGUGAAUCUGGAGGCUUCACCCUCACUGACCUAUCAAAGUACGCACCCAGUCCAGAGGAGGAGGUGAUUGAGCCAGGCCAGGCUGACCCAGAGGAGGAUGACGAGGCAUACCAGAGUGACCCAGAGGCAGAUCAGGAUGUGGUCACCGUUGCUCCAGCACACUUAACUCUAACCACCAAUGAAACUACCACUGCUCAUCCUCCGGCUUUUGAGGAUGCUUGCAGCUCCAACCCUCUUCCAGGAUUCCAGCAGCUGGAGAGAUUCUGUUCUCUGCUGGCUGACAUUGGCCUCUCUGAGACCAAGCUGAGCCUGACGCCGUAUCAGAGGAAUGGGAUAAUUGAUGCGUGGGAUGCUGUGGAAGACCAUGACAAGCAGCCGCAUAAGUUUCUCCAGCAGUACAGGACCCGCUGGGGCAAUACACUGUAUUGCAGAAGAAAGAGAGACGAUCCUGAAGCAGCCAUCAAUCCCAAACACUAUCCGGACAUUCACAACAGACUAAUGUACACGCUGGUCAAACUUCUGUGGCUGGGUUUACCUCACAGUGACAGCAGAACAAGAGAACUUGAGAAAACAUCCAUCCUAGAAACCUAUGACAGAAUUAAGCACUUCAUAUUGGUGGAAGAUCCGGUUCUGUGUAAAGUGGGUAUUCCUCUACCUCAAAUUACCUUGAAGACCAUAUGUGAAGUCAUUCGCCAUCAAGAGACGCUGAUCAACGUGCACCCAACAAGAAUGCCAUCCUCCAUGAUAUUAAAAACCGAACCGAUCUCUCUAGAAGAUUCACCUCCAGCACCAUCUCAGCCAUCAGGUCUUCCUCAUGAAUCCCCAAAGAUGAAGAACCAGCACAUUCCCAUCAAAGAAGAGACUAAGGUCUUGAAGAAAAGAUCAGACGCUGUAGUGCUAGCUCCAUUCCACCCUGAAUCUCACUUGCCCCAUCAGACAAAUGUGGCCUUGUCAACCAUCCUCAGACCUCUGAAUCCCAGAAUCCUUUCUACCCACCCUUUUACACAAGUGACUCCAGCCUCUGACAGGACACAUGUGACUAAAUCAUCCAGCCAGCCUGAUUCCCAUCCAUCCUGGUCCCGAGCCACUAUUUACAAAAGGAAACACAAAGACACGCUAACUCAAGUUGGAGCCAAGCAAUCUCGUGUUCACAACUUGCCCAUUUGCACACUUUGCCAGAAGCCUAUGCAGGGGCAUAAAAAAUACAAAAAGAAGAAUUUUUGUCCUGUCAAAAUGAUGUCUCCCUCUAAAGGAUUGGACAACAGGGUGUUCAGCAGUUAUGAACAUUUUAUGACCAUCAUAGAAAUGAUGUAGGGCUGGGCAAUUGUUCGAAAAGAACAAGGGUUGGCGUGGAUGGAGGUGACGUAUCCCUAGCUGUAGCCACUGAUUAUUGAAUUGUCACAACCAGGGUUUAAUUUGUGCCGGAACACUCUGGAUCCGGCACCUCUGAAAUAUGAAUCAGGCACCUCAUUUUACCGAUCCCCCUCAUCAACUCGACUCCCCAGCCCUCUCCACUUUCGCCUGCUACAACCCCCUUCUCUCAGCUUUUUGUGCGAGACACCUGUCCCUCCACCGGGUAACAUGCCGGAUCCGUUCCACCGAUUUGUUCUGUGACCCCGCAAUUUACAAAUUAGGCCCUGGUCACAACCAACAGUGUAUUCCCCUCCAAAAAAAUGCUUUGUCAAGUCACUAAAGCCUGGUUUAUACUUCUGCGUCGAGUGAUCGGAGUAACCCACGGCGCAUGCAAUGCACGUAGCCGUGCAUUCAUACUAUUGCAUGCUGUUGCUGUUGCUCUGCAAUACCACUUCCGAAACGCUAGGUGGCAGUAAGUUGUUUAUGUUCCUCUAUAUCAAGUUUCUUCUCUGGUGUUUUGUAUUUCUGAACGCUUCCUUAAUGUACAAGUGGCUCAAACUCGCUCAUUUUGGGGCAGGAACCGGCGGACGUGCAACAACUUUGACCAUAAGUUAAACACAAAACAAAACUUUCCAUCCGGUGCUCCUUCAAGGGACUCCACACUUGUAAACAAUCGCUCCAUCAGGCUCGCGCGGUUCUUGUUCCCGCCCACACUCGUCAACGAUAAUAAGCCGACUAAUCACAGAGCUUGCGUUAUGCAUUGUUGCGACUGAAGUAUGAGAGACCAGGAAAAACGGUAAUGUUGGCAGGUAUGGUCAUCAGUUGUAUUCUACUGGGUGACAAUGUUCACUCAAUGUUCUAUAAAUCAUAGACUAAUCUACAAUGGUUUUAUAAACAGAACACUAUAGCCGGAAGUUUGGUGCAAGAAAACAUGGUGAACUUUAGAAUAAACUUUAAAAUGUGUAUGACCUCUUGAAACAUGCCUGCACUGCCUUUUAUUUGCAUCCGUUGAGUUGAAUGCUCUUUUACGACGUGAAUGGACAUGUUUGCUUAAGAAAACAAAGAGUAACUGGUGUGAUUCUCAGCAUUCUCCUACAAGGCUGUCAAGUGGUUACCAGUGUGCGAAUUAUGCAAGACAAUGGGGGAUCUGUAAUGUUAGUGUUUACAUCUGAAUUAUUCAGUAAUCUUAUUUCGGUUUUCAGUGUUGUGAAUGAUAUUGAGUGUUUUUUGUAAAGUAAAUAGGUUUUGUGCAAGGUGUUAUUUCUUUGUUAUAUACACUACCUGACACCACUCUUGUUGUUGAUCCCACCUGUAAGAGCAAUAAAUAAUAACUUGA